This is a messenger RNA of Stylophora pistillata, 1198 nucleotides long. RefSeq names its product CD151 antigen. The record is from RefSeq and is a predicted model, not a curated record. NCBI's taxonomy places the organism in Eukaryota, Metazoa, Cnidaria, Anthozoa, Scleractinia, Pocilloporidae. Gene Ontology annotation, cellular component: plasma membrane.
UUCAGCCUAUACGGAGCUUCUUGAUCAAUUGCAUUUCGCAACCCAUAGUAAUUGACUUGCAAUCUCGCGGUUUUAAGACACUGAAUUUCAAAAAUGGCUCAAGGUGGAAUGGUGCUUGUCAAAUAUCUGUUGUUUUUCUUCAAUCUCAUCUUUUGGAUCUCUGGCAUUGUUUUGAUGGGCAUUGGUGCUUGGAUCAAGCUAAAAUACAAAGACUUAAUUCAGCUAAGUGAAAGUAAUGCAGCAACUGGUGCAGUGUUUCUUAUUAUCAUUGGAGUCAUUGUUGCAAUUGUUGGCUUUUUGGGAUGUUGUGGUGCCUGGAAGGAGAAUUACUGCAUGGUCACAACGGUAUUGCUGGAGGAAGUUACCAAAAAGGCACUUGAUGAGGGUAUUAAGAAGUAUUUUAAAGGUGGAGAAGAGAAAAAGGCAAUAGACAAUGUACAGGAGAAGUUUGAAUGUUGUGGUGUUGAUGGUUAUGAGGAUUACCUUAAUCAGAAUACGACUGAACUCCCAGAAUCAUGCUGCAGGACACCAAAGUGUAAUACCACUGUUGAAGCAAUGAGAAGUCUAAAUAAUACAGAAAUUUAUACACAGGGAUGCCUCAAAGGAUUUGAAAAGUUUCUUCGUGAACACCUCCUGAUUGUUGGUGGAGUUGGUAUCGGUAUUGCUUUUGUCCAGUUGAUUGGCAUUGUUUUUGCUUGCUGCCUUAUGCGAUCCAUCAAGCAGGAGUAUGAAGUAGUGUAAUGUCACACUUGCUAGCCAAUCAGCAGUGCAGCUAGCAAAUCAUUAGACAUACAUUCAGCUCUAGUGUAACCCAAGUGUAGUGUAGUAGAUUGUAGCCUGCUGUUUUAUGUUAAUGUUGGGUCAGUUAGAAGAUUGUAUUUGUGAAGGUGCAAUUAACUAAAUGGGAAAAUUUGCCAUUUCUAUUGUAUUGCCAUGCAGCCUUUAAAAUGUAAUUAACAGCUGAGGUGUGCUUGUUUUUUGUUUCUUUUUUCAGCAUUUUCCCUAACUUAUUCUUACAACCUUAAUUAUCAACAAUUGCAUUUUCUGUAACCACAUGAUAGCGACUUGUAGAAGUACUUAUCUUUUAAAUCCAAGCCAAGCUGAUAAUUUUACCCAAUGUGUAUUUAGACAAAAUCUGUAUUAGAUUGUAAUAUGGACAUGAGUCAUUAAAUUUGUUGAGUAUUUGUUGUACAAUACC